Molecule: messenger RNA, 1800 nt
Organism: Pestalotiopsis fici W106-1
Lineage: Eukaryota; Fungi; Ascomycota; Sordariomycetes; Amphisphaeriales; Sporocadaceae
Exons: 2
Coding region: 1-1800 (599 amino acids)
Biological process (GO): mRNA splicing, via spliceosome
Cellular component (GO): U2 snRNP; nucleus; catalytic step 2 spliceosome
Source: RefSeq, a predicted model, not a curated record
AUGGCGGCAGCGCAGGUCAGCAAAAACCAGAGGCGGCGCGCAAAGAAGAAGGCCGAGAAGGCUGAGAAAAAGGCACAAGCUGAGAGCUCUACGCCAGUCGAAGAAACCCAAGAGGCCGAAAUAAAUGGCGAAGAGGCUGCACAGGUAGAUGCCGCGCCGGCAGACGCUCCCACUGACCUCGAGGUUAAGAAAGAUGCUACAGCUCCCGCGAAAGCCGAGCCCGAUGGUCCCGUCGAGAUCGACUUCGAUAACGAUGAUCCUGCUUUCGCCAUGUAUAAGCACAUCUUUACCAGAUUUGGCGCGUCUGGGGAAGAAAAUGAGAUCGCGAAAGAGGCCAAUGCUGGCAACCAGGGCGAAGUCUUCUUCGAUGACGACAAUGAGAUCCCCGACGAGGCGGAAGAGUCAGGACCACCCAAGCUUUCCAAAAAGAAGAGGAAACAGCUCAACAAGCUCUCAGUUGCCGAGCUAAAGGCAUUGGUCUCGAAACCCGAAGUCGUUGAAUGGCAUGAUACUUCAUCCGCAGACCCGCGGUUACUGGUGCAAAUCAAGGCGCAACGAAAUGUUGUACCGGUCCCCUCACAUUGGUCUUUGAAACGAGAAUAUCUUUCGUCAAAGCGAGGUAUCGAGAAGUCCGCCUUCAAACUCCCCAAGUUCAUUGCAGACACCGGCAUUGCAGAGAUGAGAGAUGCCGUUCUUGAAAAGCAGGCAGAGCAAAGCCUCAAGCAGAAGCAAAGAGAACGAGUGUCAGGAAAACUGGGCAAGCUCGAUAUUGACUAUCAAAAGCUCUAUGACGCGUUCUUUAGAUUCCAGGAAAAACCGACGCUCACUCGGUUUGGCGAGGUCUACUACGAAGGCAAAGAGUACGAGACUGAUCUGAGGCAUUUGCGACCUGGCGAGAUGAGCGAGACCUUGAAAGAGGCUCUGAGUAUUCCCCCGGGAGCUCCACCGCCAUGGCUAAUUCAUCAACAACGAUUUGGACCUCCUCCAUCUUACCCAUCCCUCCGAAUUCCUGGUCUCAAUGCCCCCAUCCCCCCGGGUGCACAAUGGGGAUUCAACCCCGGAUGCUGGGGUAAGCCACCCGUGGACGAAUACAAUCGACCUUUGUUUGGUGGAGAUAUCUUCGGUAUCAUGCAACCGACACAAGCAGCACCAUCAGCUGGAGAGCCGGUUGAGCGUAAUCUUUGGGGUGAGCUGCAACCACCAGAAGAAGAGUCCGAGGAGGAGGAGGAGGAUGAUGAAGAUGAUGAAGAGGAAGAAGACGAAGAGGACGUUGGUGCCGGCCUUCAGACACCUUCGGGCAUGGAGACCCCUGGUGGUAUGACCAGCACCGUGCCUACUGAGUACGGCACGCAGACUGAAGCCAUGUCUGGCGAAUUCGAUCUACGCAAGAACAGACGUGGCCACGAAACGGAGGAGAGCAUGCAUCCCCGCUCAGCCUACACCGUCAUCCCCGAGCGUCAAGCACGCGCAGAAGGUUUCUUCGGCAGUGACAGGACAUAUGACCUUAGCAAAUCUGGUCAUGGUGAUAUGCGCGUUCUGGGUCAGGACGAUGACCGAGGCCACAAGCGCAAGAAGCCGGGAGAUAUUGAUGUUGCCCUCGACCCUGAAGCCCUCAUGUCUGGCGAUGGUCUCAGCAAGGAUGAACUAAGGCGGCGUUAUGACGAGGGUAAACGUGAGGAAGGUCCCGGUGCUCAAUGGAGAAGGGAGGAAGGUUUGGAUGAGAUGAUUGCAAAUGAAAGCCGCAAAAGACUGAAGCGGGAUGAGGAGAAGCGAGACGAGAGGAAGAAGUACAAGUUCUAA